AUGUUUUUAACUGCCAGUGGAAUUACCAAUGCAACAAGGAAACGUGCUUUAUUACUUUACCUGGCAGGCAGUCGUGUUCGGGAAAUUUUUCAACAUUUACAAGAUGUAGGGAAUGCUGAUGAUUACGAUACAGCGAAGACGAAGCUUACCACCCACUUCGAGCCUCAAAAGAAUCACCGUUAUGAGGUUUAUCGGUUUCGUGAGACCAAGCAAGAGCAAGGGGAAACAUUAGAUCAAUAUCAUACACGUUUACGAGCCCUUUCUACUGCAUGUGAAUUUCAAGAUUUAGAAUUCGAAAUCGAACAGCAAAUUGUUGUUGGUGGUAUUUCCUCGCGAAUUCGUCGAAGGGCACUACGUGACCCUACCUACGAUCUGAAACAAAUGUUACUGGAUGGAAGACGUGAAGAAAUGAGUUCCUUUCAAACUCGAGAGAUUGAAUCUAAUGAGAAUACUGCUGCUGUUGUACAUCCUUUUAAAUCUGUCAACAAAGAAGGCAAGAAAUGCUAUACUUGCGGAGGGGACUACCCUCACAAAGGGGAAUGCCCUGCAAAAGGAAAGCAAUGCGGAAGCUGUGGUAAACAAGGUCAUUUUGCGGUCGUUUGUAAAAGUAAAGGAGACAAAAUAGAUCGCAGAAACAAAGGAAGCAGAUCACAUCGAAAGCACAAACCAAGAAUUCGCCCACUCAAACAUACUGAGUAUUCUUCUAGUUCUGAGGAUGAAUAUAUGUACGCAAUGUCUUCAGCCAGUCCACGCACACCACAAGUAUGGAUUACUGUUGCAGGUCACAAAUUCAAAGCUCUUGUGGACAGUGGUGCUGCAAUAAAUGUGAUUGAUGCUGACACUUUUGCAAAUCUAAAAAAUGUUAAGCUCCUGCGCACAAGCACGAAGGCAUAUCCUUAUCAGAGUAAAAUACCAGUUGAGUUUCUUGGAAAAUUCGAAAGCAUUAUUGAAACCAAGAAGAAAUGCACUGUGGGAACAGUCUAUGUGGUAAAAGGGAAGGACAGCGGAUGUUUACUCUCACUUCAGACUGCACAGGAAUUAGGCCUUAUCAAGCUUCAAUUAAAUGCAGUACAAAGCCAAAAUCUCCAGGACGACAGUCUAGCCAAAAUUCUACAACAGUAUUCUUCUGUGUUUCAAGGCCUUGGUAAAUUAAAGAAUCACCAGGUUAAAUUGAACAUUGACUCAAGUGUACCUCCAGUUGCUCAGCCACAACGUAGAAUUCCUUUCCACAUUAGGAAAAAGGUCAAGGUAGCCAUAAAAGAGCUUGAAAGUCAAGGAAUUAUUGAAAAGGUGCCUGAUUCUCAACCAACGCCAUGGGUAUCAGCAAUAGUUGCAGUACCCAAGAAAGAUGGCAAUGUCAGAAUAUGUGUAGACAUGCGCGCAGCAAACACUGCAAUCAAACGUGUACGUCACUUGAUUCCAACAGUAGCUGAUAUCAGUUUAGAGUUGAAUGGUGCUAGAUUCUUUUCAAAGCUUGAUUUGUCCCAGGCUUAUCAUCAAUUAGAGUUGCACCCAGACAGUCGUUUCAUUACUACUUUUAGCACUCAUCUCGGACUAUAUCGUUAUACCCGCUUGAACUUCGGAACUAAUGCAAGCGCUGAACUAUUUCAACAUACGUCACAGCAACACUUGCAAGGAAUGGCUGGUGUUCAGAAUAUAGCCGAUGACAUCCUAGUCUUUGGAAGUACACGUCAAGAGCAUGAUCAGGCUCUUGAAAAUUGCCUUAAACGCCUUAAAGAGAAAGGUCUUACCUUGAACAAGUCGAAAUGCAGUUUUCUGAAUACUGAGUUAGAGUUCUUUGGACAGAUUUUCUCAGAGCAAGGUAUACGACCUGACCCUCGCAGAACACAGGAUGUUAUUGAUGCUGCUAUACCACAAAAUGUAUCAGAACUGCGCAGUUUCUUAGGCAUGGUGACAUUCAGUUCCAAAUAUGUCGCCAACUUUGCCACCAUUGCUACCCCUCUCCGUGAAUUGACAAACACAGGUGUCACAUUUACAUGGGAACAAAAGCACCAAACCGCAUUCGACAAGCUGAAAGCAGCUAUUACUAAACCACCAGUUAUGGCAUAUUUUGAUGCUAAGAAGGACACUGUGUUAACAGUUGAUGCCAGUCCAGUGGGUUUGUCGGGAAUACUAUCUCAAAGAUCCGCAUGUGAUGCAGAAGGUAAAGUUGUUGCAUAUGCUAGCCGAGCGUUAUCAGCCGUAGAACGUCGGUACUCUCAAACGGAGAAGGAGGCUCUUAGCAUUGUUUGGGCCAUAGAACAUUUCCAUUUAUAUCUUUAUGGUCAUUCAUUUACACUGGAAACGGAUCAUAAGCCUUUAGAAAUGAUAUAUGGGAGGGCAAACUCAAAACCAUGUGCUAGAAUUGAGCGAUGGGUUCUUCGCCUACAGCCGUACAAUUUCCAAGUCAAGUAUAAACCAGGACCAACUAAUCAGGCUGAUUUUCUAUCACGACACCCUUCUAUGUCUAACACUGGAAAACAAAGCAAGAUUGCUGAUGAAUAUGUACAUUUUAUAGUACAAAACGCUGUUCCGAAGUCAAUGACUCUUUCUGAAGUUCGCGAAGAGACAGAUAAAGACAGAGUUUUAAAAGCACUUCGAGCUGCAAUUCGUCUCAAUCGUUGGGAUGCUGAUACUGUUAAACCUUUUCGACCUGUCAAAGAUGAACUGUCUAUUGAUUCAUCAAAUAUAAUACUACGUGGUGCCAGAAUAGUUAUACCUGAAUCUUUGCACAAGAAAGCAGUUGACUUAGCCCAUGUAAGUCACCAGGGAUUAGAGAAAACCAAAGCACUUCUACGUGAAAAGAUCUGGUUCCCUGGCAUUGAUGUACUUGUCAAGCAGACUAUCACAAAAUGUGUGCCUUGUCAAGCGGUCGGGAGAAGUAGUCCUCCUGAACCACUCCACAUGACGGAAAUGCCAAGUGCACCUUGGCAAAAGAUUAACAUUGAUUUUCUUGGUCCACUUCCAUCUGGCGAGCUACUUCUGGUUGUCAUAGACAGAUAUAGCCGCUAUCCAGAGGUGGAAAUUGUUCGCUCGACCAAAAGUUCUGUAGUGAUUCCCAAGUUGGAUAAGAUUUUUGCCGUCCAUGGUAUACCGUUUGAAUUAACGUCUGAUAAUGGACCACCUUUCAAUGGAGAUGAGUUCUCUCGUUAUUUGAAAUUGUUGGGUGUAAAGUUUACUCGCUCUACUCCAAAAUGGCCACAAGGUAACGCGGAAGUCGAACGCUUCAUGCAACCAUUAGCUAAAGCGCUAACGACAGCAGUUGUAGAAGGAAAGAAAUGGCAACAAGAGCUAUGCAGGUUUCUAUUGCAAUAUAGAACAACGCCACAUAGUACGACCAAGGUACCACCGUCCGAAUUAUUGUUCAACAGAACAGUUCGUGGAGCAUUACCAACAUUAAAACCUCGCACUAUUGUUAAUCGGCAUAAAGAAGCUAAAGAUAAUGAGCAGAAGCGUUGUAUCUACAAUAAGUCCUAUGCAGAUUUACAUCGCAAUGCCAAAGAAAGUUCGAUCAAGGUUGGAGAUACUGUUCUUGUACAACAAGAGAAGAAGCAGAAACUAAUGCCCAAAUUCAAUACUACUCCAUACAAAGUGAUUGCUCGUAAAGGCACGACAGUUGUUGCAGAAAACAAAGAACGACAUCGUAUUACACGAAAUGUUUCGCACUUUAAGCAGAUUCCGGACAUUAAUGAAAUGGAUUAUAGUAGCGAAGAGGAGCGUAAUAAUGAACCUGAACCAGCAUGUGAAUAUAGGAGAUCAAAUAGAACAAGAAGAGCACCAGUGCGAUAUGGACAUGGACUUUCUUAUUAA
Molecule: messenger RNA, 3810 nt
Organism: Rhopilema esculentum
Lineage: Eukaryota; Metazoa; Cnidaria; Scyphozoa; Rhizostomeae; Rhizostomatidae
Source: RefSeq, a predicted model, not a curated record